AUGUUCCAGGCAUCUACUGCAAAAAGUGUUGUAAGUUCAUUACAAUGUUAUGAAAUUAAGCAUGGAUCAUAUUCAAUAAUGUAUACAAAACAUGACAAUCCAAUAUCAUGGUGGUCGAUGAUACGCGAUGAAAUAAACGGGAACAGUCUAAAAAACAUAGCAUUACAAUUAUUUUCAAUAGUUCCACAUGCUGUUAUGUCAGAACGUUUAUUUUCAAUGUUAGAUUGGCAAAAUACAAAACGAAGAAAUAAACUAAGUCCAUUCACAUUGGAAAAAACAUUUAUGCAAACAGUAGACGAGAAUCAACGAAUUUUAUGUGAAUUAGCUGGUACCGAUAAAAUUGACGAACAAAAUAUCGAAGAUAAAGAUUUAUUAGAUUUAACAACAAUGAUCAACCGUGACGAUCGGGAAUUGACAAAAGUGUUGGCUGAUGAAAGUACUCCAACAGAAGCAACCGAUGAUGACGGUCAUAAUGACGAUUACAACAUUGAUGAUAUUCUUCGCCCUCUAUUUAUUACAAGCAUAUAG
This is a messenger RNA of Didymodactylos carnosus, 528 nucleotides long. NCBI's taxonomy places the organism in Eukaryota, Metazoa, Rotifera, Eurotatoria, Philodinida, Philodinidae. The record is from the annotation of a GenBank genome assembly.